CGCCUUACGCAUGCGCGGGUGGGGGGCGGGCAGCAGGGCGUUGGAACGUGGCCGCCUGGCGGGACAGAAUGGGGCUAAAUGUAAGGGCCGUUUUCUUCGACCUGGACAACACACUCAUCGACACUGCCGGGGCGAGUAGAAAAGGCAUGUUGGAGGUGAUUAAGCUCUUAAAAUCAAAAUACCAUUAUAAAGAAGAGGCUGAAAUCAUCUGUGACAAAGUUCAAGUUAAACUCAGCAAGGAAUGUUUUCAUCCUUCCAAUACGUGCAUUACUGAUCUAAGGACUUCACACUGGGAAGAAGCAAUCCAGGAAACAAAGGGUGGUGCAGCCAAUAGGAAAUUGGCUGAAGAAUGUUAUUUCCUGUGGAAAUCUACACGUUUACAGCAUAUGACACUAGCAGAAGAUGUCAAAGCCAUGCUCACUGAACUUCGAAAGGAGGUCUGCCUACUUUUAUUAACAAAUGGAGACAGACAGACCCAGAGGGAAAAGAUUGAGGCUUGUGCCUGUCAGUCCUAUUUUGAUGCUAUCGUUGUAGGUGGAGAACAGAAAGAAGAAAAACCAGCACCUUCCAUAUUUUAUUACUGCUGUGAUCUCCUCGGAGUACAGCCUGGGGACUGUGUGAUGGUUGGUGACACACUAGAAACAGAUAUACAAGGAGGCCUCAAUGCAGGGCUGAAAGCAACAGUCUGGAUAAAUAAAAAUGGAAUAGUGCCACUGAGGUCAUCCCCCAUGCCACAUUAUGUAGUUUCUUCUGUGCUAGAGUUACCUGCUCUGUUACAAAGCAUAGACUGCAAAGCAAAUAAAAGGACAUGAUUAUGUAUUUUACAGAAUUUGAACUAAGAAAAGUUAAGGCAUUUCUUAUACUAUGACCUAGUUCUAAGAAUAAUUUUACUUAUUUAAUAAUUUUACUUAUUAUUUAAUAGCCAACCAACCACUGGCUGGUAUUUAUAUAUGGAAAUACAGAACACAUUAAUACAGUUAGCUUUGGUAGUAUGGUCAAAAAAUUUGAAGACAUGUAUUAUUUGUUAAUCUGUGACUUGAAGUUUUUUUAAAAAUUAUUUUAUAAAUCUUUUAGCAUCUUGGAUCCAAGAAGAUAUCAAGCAGGACAGCUUAUACAUGGAUGCAAAAUACAGGUUUUAUGUUCUGGCUUAAAAAUAGAUAUUUUUAAAAAAUAGACAUUCUAAAUCAUAUAAUAGAAAUUUAUCAGAGCAACUGAUAAAUAAGUCAUGCAAAUAAGUACUAAGUAAUGCAAAUUAAGGCAUUUCAUAGAUUAUCUUGUGUAUUUUAUUUUUAAAAAAUUUGUACACCAUAUUUUUACUUGCUUUGAAUGUAUACUUUCUUUUAUGAAUCUAAUUUUUCUUCAUGAUCUUUUUUGGAGGGAGGGAGCUUUCAAUUUUCCUGUGAUGUAUACAUGACAAAAAAUUCCUCCAGUAAAAUAAUCUGUUAAAAAUCAA
Pteropus alecto (black flying fox) is the source of this 1453-nucleotide messenger RNA. It is a transcript of the gene NANP, whose product is annotated as N-acetylneuraminic acid phosphatase. Gene Ontology annotation, molecular function: hydrolase activity. The transcript is spliced from 2 exons. The record is from RefSeq and is a predicted model, not a curated record. Bases 69 to 812 code for a protein of 247 amino acids. Lineage: Eukaryota; Metazoa; Chordata; Mammalia; Chiroptera; Pteropodidae.